Messenger RNA from Rhododendron vialii, 1375 nucleotides. RefSeq names its product probable carboxylesterase 6. The record is from RefSeq and is a predicted model, not a curated record. Gene Ontology annotation, molecular function: hydrolase activity. The transcript has a single exon. NCBI's taxonomy places the organism in Eukaryota, Viridiplantae, Streptophyta, Magnoliopsida, Ericales, Ericaceae. The coding region runs from base 46 to 1173 and encodes 375 amino acids.
GCCCUUCAAUUCAAACCCUUAUCUUUCCACCUCGUUUCCUAUAUAAUGAGAAGCCCAAAUGUACAAACAUCUUGUAACCCAUCAGCUAGAAUCUCCCUCAUUUUUUUGUUCUCUUUCUUCCAAUUUCCUAGACACAUGAGAAAAAGAAGAAUGGCUACCAUAACACUUGACCCAAGUUUAGGUCUUCAAAUUAGCACAAAAACCCACCAAGAAGGGCAAAUUGUGGAGGAAAUUGAUGGGCUCAUUCGAGUUUAUAAAGAUGGACACGUGGAACGAACCGAGAUCAUUCCAUGUGUCACGGCCUCGUUGCCUCCCGAGCUCAGCGUGACCGCUGGUGACGAAGUCAUUGACAAGGUCACAAACGUUUGGGCACGUUUUUACCGGCCCAAAAAAUGUCAUGAGAAGACCCCAUUGCUAGUUUAUUUCCACGGAGGCGGAUUUUGUGUCGGCUCCGCAGCUUGGAGCUGCUACCACGAGUUCCUAGCCAAGCUCGCCGCUAGAGCCGGUUGCUCGAUCAUGUCCGUCAAUUACCGAUUGGCUCCCGAAAAUCCGCUUCCGGCCGCCUACGACGACGGAUUCAAGGCACUCAUGUGGGUGAAGCAACAAGCACUGAGUGGUGAAAAUGAGUGGUGGUCAAAGCAAUGCAAUUUCUCCAGCGUUUUCCUAGGUGGAGAUAGUGCUGGUGCCAACAUAGCCCACAAUGUGGCUAUACGGCUCGGCUGCCGAGCCGCGGCUCUAAAGCCUCUGGCCAUCAAGGGGAUUAUUUUGAUACAACCGUUUUUCGGAGGAGAGGGAAGGACUCAUUCCGAGAAGCACAUGGUGGAGCCGCCUCGCUCUGCCCUCAGCUUGGCGGCCUCCGACACGUACUGGCGGCUGUCGUUGCCGGCGGGGUCUAACCGGGAUCACCCGUGGUGCAACCCGUUGGCAAAAGGGUCGAGUCAACUGGAGGAGUUGAGAAUAUUAAUCCCCUUAUUGGUAUGUGUAUCUGAGAUGGAUAUAUCGAGGGAUAGGAACUUGGAAUUUUGUGGUGCUUUGGGUAAAGCUGGUAAGAAAGUGGAGUGUGUGGUGUAUAAAGGGGUUGGCCAUGCUUUUCAGAUUCUAAACAAGUCUCAGCUCUCUCAGACUCGAACACAUGAGAUGAUUUCUCAUAUCAAGGCUUUCAUCAGUAGAUGACUCUCUCUCUCUCUCUCUCUCUCUCUCUCUCUCUCUCCACCUUGAACUGAGAAUUAAUCAAGAAUCUUCUGUCUAGUGUAGCUAGCUUAUGAUAAUUAUGCCAUUGUAAUUGUGAACAUGAAAUGUGCUGUACAGUACACCCACUGUGUGAUUCAACGGAAUUCUAGUCUUCAGAUUCAGUGAACAUAAAAAUGCAUUGUGC